AUGGUUUCGUUGACAGACCUCACGAUUGCAGCCGAAGCCCAUAAACAGUGCGAAGUGCAAGAGGUUUACGAGUGUAGUCAAAUGAAUGUCAAAAUCAAAGAAAGACUUUGUCAAGUGUGUGGCGAUAGUAAACAGAUAGCAAUUACAAUGUGUUUCAAACGGCAAAUGCGAGAUCAAUGUACAGACGAGACGAUUGUGUCCGAAGUGUAGACUUAAAAAAUGCUUUGACAUCGGAAUGAGAAUUGAUUUCAUACGAAGUGAAACGGAAAACAAAAUUCGCAGACAAUUGAUGAUUGAAAAGAAAAUGAAAAAACUAUUGCAAGACAUGAGCGCAUAUUCUGGCGAUUCUUCGGAC
Molecule: messenger RNA, 355 nt
Organism: Oppiella nova
Lineage: Eukaryota; Metazoa; Arthropoda; Arachnida; Sarcoptiformes; Oppiidae
Source: the annotation of a GenBank genome assembly